UGGGUGUGGGAUUGUUUAUAAAUCCUACCAUCCUUCCAUUUCCACUUCAUAUUGUGACUGAAUCUGUUCGCGAUAAAACAAAUAUGAGUACCAUCUCAUGGAAUUUGAUCCUUUUAUCCAUUUUAUUACUCGUCACGGCUGAGGUUGCAAAGCGAUGCCCAGCGCCUCCCCAGUACCCGUCCACCAGACUUCACAACAAAUUAGGCAGCCGAAGCAAGUUUAACAGCGGGGAGAAAGUUUACUACACGUGUGCCGAGGACAUGGUGGCAUACACAGGCAGCCUCUCUGUGAUGUGCGUUAACGGAACAUGGACCACAUUGACACUGAAAUGCGAAAAGAAAUCAUGUGGUAAUGCUGGUGAUUUGACAAAUGGAAGGUUUCACUAUGAAGGGCUUGCUGUCAUUGGGGAAAGAGUCUACGCUAUAUGCAAUGAUGGUUACAUUUUAAAAGGACCUAAGUACAUGACUUGUAAGAAGGCUGGUUGGACUGGUGGAUUCCCUACAUGUGAAGAGGCUGGUACCACCUGCUCCACUCCAGAAGUGGCCAACUCAGUGAGGAUUAGUGAGGAAGAUGUUUCAAUACACCAGGCAGGAGAGAAGGUGACAAUUACCUGCAUUCCAAAUUUCCUGCUAGUUGGCCCUCAGCAGGUCACCUGCGGCCCCUCGGGCCGCUGGGAGCCCAAACUCCCUUACUGUCAGACUUCACCUGCUCGUCAAGGUGGCUGUAGCGUUCCAGCAACUUUGUAUGAGACUCACGCCAACCUCGCCGAAGAGUUCAUCACCAAAACGAUUUUUGGCCCUGGAGAGCGAGUCCGCUACACUUGUGACGUCGGCUACAGCCCAGUAGGUGGCAGCAGAUACCGGCGGUGUAACAGUGGACAAUGGACACCGCUUCUGCUCAAGUGUGAACGAAAGCUGUGUGGCUCUGCUGGGGAGAUUCGAAAUGGACGCUUCAUGUAUACUGGCGUAGAGUUUGGAGACACUGCCACAGCUCAGUGCAACGAAGGGUUUCAUCUUGUUGGUCGUCCAACCAGGACUUGUAGGAGUUUUGGCUGGGAUGGUCAUGCUCCCGUUUGUCAAGUUGUGGAAUGUGAAGAACCUCCUGAGGUGGCCAACGCAGUACCAAAUGGCAGAGAAGAGGCUCCGUACAAGUACAUGAGUGUAAUUGUGUACGAGUGUCACGUGGGGACCGUCCAGGGGAACAAUGCCAUUUGGUGCACAGAGGACGGCACAUGGAGCACACCUCCUACAUGUAAAGAAAUCACAUGUCCAUCUCCAAAAGUGCCCAACGCCUCCUGGACGCGAGCUCACGCCAGACUUUAUCAACACCGGGACGCAAUCACCAUCAGUUGUCGUCACGGUUACACGCUGGUCGGUGCCAGCACAGUCACCUGCGGUGACGACAGUCAGUGGAUUCCCAGCCUUCCCAAAUGUAGACGUGCAUCAUGGCGCACUAAACGGCAGAGCGGAAAUGCUGUCUGAUAUGUGAUGCUAUAUGAGUCAGUCCAGCAUAACAAGAGCAAACAGAGGAUGAAAAAUGACCUUCUCUGCCAGGUUAUAACAGCUUUACACAUAUUAAAC
This is a messenger RNA of Corythoichthys intestinalis (scribbled pipefish), 1580 nucleotides long. RefSeq names its product zona pellucida sperm-binding protein 3 receptor-like. The record is from RefSeq and is a predicted model, not a curated record. Gene Ontology annotation, biological process: negative regulation of complement activation, classical pathway. The coding region runs from base 84 to 1481 and encodes 465 amino acids. Lineage: Eukaryota; Metazoa; Chordata; Actinopteri; Syngnathiformes; Syngnathidae. The transcript is spliced from 11 exons.